This is a messenger RNA of Salvelinus namaycush (lake trout), 1853 nucleotides long. RefSeq names its product CD82 antigen-like. NCBI's taxonomy places the organism in Eukaryota, Metazoa, Chordata, Actinopteri, Salmoniformes, Salmonidae. The transcript has 9 exons. Bases 116 to 886 code for a protein of 256 amino acids. The record is from RefSeq and is a predicted model, not a curated record. Gene Ontology annotation, cellular component: membrane.
CCCAGACUCCCACUCACAUCCCGUUCUCUCACACGCACAACGGGACAGACAAGAAGACGGAGGUCCGUUACAGCCAACUGUUCUCUCCACAUUUUACAACAAAAAAGUCGUAACCAUGGGGAAGGGAUGCAUCACGGCAACUAAGUACUUCCUGUUCCUCUUCAACCUCCUCUUCUUUAUCUUUGGAGCAUUGAUCAUGGGCUUUGGACUGUGGGUUCUCCUGGAUAACCAGAGCUUCAUCGCAGUUCUGCAGGAAUCCUCUACCACCCUGAAGGUAGUGUCCUACAUUUUCAUCAGUGUGGGGUCUCUCUCCAUGGCCAUGGGCUUCCUGGGCUGUAUAGGAGCCAUCUAUGAGAUACGCUGCCUGCUGGGCCUGUACUUCACCUGCCUCCUGCUCAUCCUCAUUGCCCAGGUAACCGCUGGGGUGCUCAUCUACAUUCAGAGAGACAGGCUGAAGCAUGAGAUGUCCAACAUCAUCAAGGGGAUGUUGGUCAACUACACUGGUCAGAACAGGACCACAGAACACACCUGGGACAUUGUACAGAGGACAAUGAAGUGCUGUGGUUGGACUGGCCCAGGCAACUGGUUGGAGAAUGUAUGGAUCAGGAACAGUUCUGUCUCCAUGUACCCCUGCUCCUGUCGGAACGAAACCCUGCCCGGGACAGACGUCAGGGAGACAGGGCUCUGUGAACACUUGUCCAACGACCUGCCGGUCUACGAAACGGGCUGCAUGCAUAGUGUGGAGGGCUGGUUUCUGGAGAACUGUGGAGUUAUUCUUGGAAUCUGUGUUGGAGUGGCAGUCAUUGAGCUUCUGGGAAUGAUCCUGUCUAUGUUCCUGUGUAAAAGUGUUGUCCAGGAGGACUACACCAAAGUACCCAAGUACUGACUAUGAAGACCUGAAGACAGGAAAAGCUAUACACCACACACAGCAUAGAAGCACAGACAUGCAGACACACACUCUGACAGUGAAACACAGACACGCAGCCACACACUCUGACAGUGAAACACAGACACAGUGUCCGGACACACACACACACACACACGCCCUCUCAAUCAAGCACAACGUAUGGGCCUGUAUCUUUUUGGACACACACAUUUUGCCUUAUCUUUCAUCAAAUGACUUGGUUUUAGAAGACACUCAUCUUUAGGUAUUAAUGAAUUCAACGGUGGGAUAUAACGUAUCUGAUGGAGUGAGUGUGAACAAACACCCAUGUGAACCCAGGAUGUUCCUCAGUUCUCAUCUGUUAUUUUCUGUCUCUUCCUGAAGCGCUUAAUCGGGGUUGUUACGUAAUUAGUUAGCAAGCUAGCUUUGUUUGUGAGAGCACUUUAGUGACUUUUUGUGAGCUGUUGAUCAGUGAGACAGAGAGAGGACCUGGACCUGUGCUGAUCUAGGAUCAGGUAUCCCCUUUCCGUUCUUUGUCUAUUCAUUAUUAUCUAAAAGGCAACUGAUAGUAGAUCAGCACUCCUACUUUCUGAAGAUGGGCUUUGGGGAGGAGCUUGAGAUGCAACACUAUGGAACACUGUGGAGGGGGUACUGCAGGAGGGGUAUCCCACAGCUGCUAUUUGUGGUGCUGGGGUGGGUUUUACUUUUUACUCCACUCUUUCAUCUGUCUCUCCACGGAGGCCUUAGUAUCUAUCUCCUGCCUUCAUCUGCCCUCCCUCUUUCUUACGGGUGUGUCUGGUCUGACUGGUCUCCGGGAAAACGAGUAGCUACCAAGAUGAAUUCAUAGAUUUCAUGAAGUAUAUUAUACACAGAGUGUGCAAAACCUUAGGAACACCUUCCUAAUAUUGAGUUGCACACCUUUUUUUUGCCCUCAGAACAAGUCUCAAUUCGUCGGGGCAUGGACUCUGCA